This is a messenger RNA of Coregonus clupeaformis (lake whitefish), 1369 nucleotides long. Its product is annotated as clathrin light chain B-like. The record is from RefSeq and is a predicted model, not a curated record. Gene Ontology annotation, cellular component: plasma membrane; synaptic vesicle membrane; clathrin coat of trans-Golgi network vesicle. Gene Ontology annotation, molecular function: clathrin heavy chain binding; structural molecule activity. Gene Ontology annotation, biological process: clathrin-dependent endocytosis; clathrin coat assembly; intracellular protein transport. Bases 270 to 905 code for a protein of 211 amino acids. NCBI's taxonomy places the organism in Eukaryota, Metazoa, Chordata, Actinopteri, Salmoniformes, Salmonidae. The transcript has 5 exons.
UGGAAGUACUUGUGGCAGGCCAGGCGAGUUCAACAUGAGCAAUCAUGAAUCAUCACAGCCACAAGCUUGCUAACGUUAGUCCUUGUUAUAUUAGCUGACAAACGUUCAUGAAAAGUUGGGUUAGUUGCAUGUUCUGCCUGAUUCAGAUAUAUCCAUCAUCAUAACUCUUCUCUCUCAGCUGAAUUAAUUGAUAGCCAGCAAGAUAACAAGCAAUAAUAUAACGUUAGAGGUAUCAAAAGGCUAGCUACACUUUUCACUUUUUGUGAAAGAUGUCUGACAACGGAGUCCUGCCUGUCGAGGUGGACCCAGCAGCAGCUUUCUUAGCCCAGCAAGAAAGCGAAAUAGCGGUGAUAGAGAAUAACGACGAAGGAUUCGGUGCUUUGGACGGAUCCGUUGAGCUUCUCCAGCAACCGCCGGUAACCGAUUCACCUGCUGCUGUAGAAAACCAUGCCGGGUUUGCAGAGGCGUCAGCAGCCACGGUAAACGGAGACAUGUUUGAGCUGGAGUCCAACGGUCCAUCGGACAGCUAUGCGGCCAUCGCCCAGGUGGACUCUCUGAGAGCAGAGCCUGAGAGCCUGCGUAAGUGGAGGGAGGAGCAGAAGGCACGGCUGGAGCAACUAGACUCUGCGUCCAAGGCUGCGGAGGCUGAGUGGAAAGACAAGGCCAAGAAAGAGCUGGAGGACUGGCAUGUGCACCAGAAUGAACAGAUGGAGAAGAACAAGGCCAACAACAGGGCAUCUGAAGAGGCCUUCCUGUCUGAGGCUGACGGUGACAGCCCAGGGACGGAGUGGGAGAGAGUGGCCCGUCUCUGUGACUUCAACCCCAAGACCAACAAGACAGCCAAGGACGUGUCCCGGAUGCGCUCUGUCCUCAUAGCCCUCAAACAGACACCUCUGGUCCGCUAGUCGGGCCAAUGGAACGGAGGGGGUGGUGAUGAUGGUUCCUGUUUCCCUUCCUUUAAAACACCUGCUCGAGUUAGGAACCCUGUUUGCAUUAAGGCAGAACGUCAACUAGUCUCUUAUCAUAUAGGUCUUCUCUUGGUGUAGGGUCCCUUCUUUUUGUGUGCAGACCCUCCUGUUUUCUGCUAUGUUUUGGUGUAGGGUGCCUCCUGUUUUCUGCUCAUGUUUCUAACUUUGGAGGAAAGGUACUUCGCCUCUUCCGCCGUCUUUCCUUAUUCUGAAUGUAUGAAUGAAUGUACCUUAACAUGAACGACUGACCUGCUCUCUGUCCUUUGAACUUCCCUCAGCAAUGCUUCUAUUUGACCACUACAUUACUGACGUUAAGGAAAUAUUGUUACUGUAAAUGCUUUUAUGAAACUCCUUCCCUCUCCUAACCUAUGAGGGCAUUAGGUAAAACCCCUAUCUCUUAA